This is a messenger RNA of Triticum aestivum (bread wheat), 1185 nucleotides long. The record is from the annotation of a RefSeq genome assembly. NCBI's taxonomy places the organism in Eukaryota, Viridiplantae, Streptophyta, Magnoliopsida, Poales, Poaceae.
AUGACGACUAGGAACGGGCAAAUCAAGAAUUUCACUUCGAAUUCCGGACCUCAACAUCCUGCUGCUCAUGGUGUUUCACGAUCAGUAUUGGAAAUGAACGGAGAAGUGGUGGAACGUGCGGAACCACAUAUUGGAUCACUCCAUAGAGGGACUGAGAAAUUAAUCGAGUACAAAACUUAUCUUCAAGCUUUACCUUAUUUUGAUCGUUUAGACUAUGUUUCUACGAUGGCCCAAGAACACGCUCAUUCUUCAGCCGUAGAGAGACUUUUGAAUUGUGAGGUACCAUUACGAGCUCAAUAUAUAAGAGUGUUAUUCUGUGAAAUAACUCGAAUUUCAAAUCAUUCACUUGCUUCAACUACUCAUGCUAUGGAUGUGGGAGCAUCAACUCCGUUCCUUUGGGCUUUUGAGGAGCGGGAGAAAUUGUUGGAAUUCUAUGAAAGAGUCCCGGGAGCCAGGAUGCAUGCCAGUUUCAUACGACCUGGUGGAGUGGCACAAGAUCUGCCUCUUGGCUUAUGUCGAGAUAUUGAUUCCUCCACACAACAAUUUGCUUCUCGUAUCGACGAAUUAGAAGAGAUGUCAACCGGCAACCGUAUCUGGAAACAACGAUUAGUGGAUAUUGGUACUGUCACUGCACAGCAAGCAAAGGAUUGGGGAUUCAGUGGUGUAAUGUUAAGAGGUCCUGGGGUAUGCUGGGAUUCGCGAAGAGCAGCACCUUACGAUGUUCAUGACCAAUCGGAUCUUGACGUACCAGUAGGUACCAGAGGAGAUCGCUAUGAUCGUUACUGUAUCCGUAUUGAAGAGAUGCGACAAAGUGUUCGGAUCAUUGUGCAAUGUCCUAAUCAAAUGCCUAGUGGCAUGAUCAAAGCCGAUGAUCGUAAGCUAUGUCCUCCAUCACGAUCUCGAAUGAAACUAUCCAUGGAAUCCUCAAUUCACCAUUUCGAACUUUAUACAGAAGGUUUUUCCGUACCAGCUCCUUCUACCUAUACCGCAGUUGAAGCACCUAAAGGUGAAUUUGGUGUCUUUCUUGUCAGUAAUGGGAGUAAUCGUCCCUACCGUUGUAAAAUAAGAGCACCUGGCUUUGCCCAUUCACAAGGACUCGAUUCUAUGUCCAAACAUCACAUGCCAGCAGAUGUAGUCACCAUCAUAGGUACUCAAGAUAUUGUGUUUGGAGAGGUAGAUAGAUAG